AAGCUGAAACCAAAACAUAACUGUAUUGGUUUACGUGCUUUUUUGCGAACAGCUCCGUCGUUGGAAGAUCAUCUAAGGAAAUAUCAGCUCUGCAAUGACGAUCUAUAAUUUAUAUAUUUUUGAUAAGCUUGGCACUUUGCUGUAUUACGGGGAAUGGAACCGUCUGAAGCAAUCGGGAAUCACAAAAGAUGAGGAGGCGAAGCUGAUGUACGGGAUGUUGUUUUCGAUCAAAUCGUUUGUCAGCAAAAUAUCGCCCAUCGAACCGAGAGAAGGCUUCUUGUAUUACAAGACGAACAAGUAUGCGCUGCACUAUCUCGAGGUUCCAUCUGGUUUGAAAUUUGUUCUAAACACAGAUAACACAUCCACGGGGAUACGGGAGUUUCUACAGAACAUUUACACGAAGAUUUGGGUUGAGUAUGUCGUAAGAAAUCCCCUGUGGACCAUCGGAACGCCCGUCACAUCGGAUAUUUUUAAGACAAAGCUGGAUGACUUUGUGAAGCAAUCACCACUGUAUGGUUCAAAGAUAAUUUAAUCAGUCAACCACUUUUGUAUGUUUUGGACGUGUACGGCACGUGCGCGUAUUACCGAGGACGGAUCAUUCGGGUUAGACGCACGCAAAUCAAUAUGAUGAGCACCUUCGGGAAUAAGCACUAUCUUGAUAUUGUCAUUGGUUGAACGCAAUACACCGCCUCCGGACCAAGGAUCUAGUAGCCCAUUGCUGAAGACGAUAUUCGUGAUGCUCCCUCUAAAAUAGAGAAAGGUUGAACCAAACGAUCGAGUUAUUAGUUUAUUAUGGUACACAGCCUGACCACCAAGUAACGAUUCAUAAGCUAAAUACUUUUGUUGAAGAUGGUAUGAUUAAGUUAUAAAAUAAAAUACUACGCGAACCUCAUCAGGCAGGUUUGCUACU
Messenger RNA from Anopheles moucheti, 910 nucleotides. RefSeq names its product trafficking protein particle complex subunit 1 (gene Bet5). Gene Ontology annotation, biological process: endoplasmic reticulum to Golgi vesicle-mediated transport. NCBI's taxonomy places the organism in Eukaryota, Metazoa, Arthropoda, Insecta, Diptera, Culicidae. Gene Ontology annotation, cellular component: TRAPP complex. The record is from RefSeq and is a predicted model, not a curated record. Bases 95 to 532 code for a protein of 145 amino acids. The transcript has 4 exons.